UGUCAUUUGGUUUUUCCCGCCCCCGCCGCCCGCCGCUUUGUGUCGCUGCAUUCUGUACUUGCAUUUUGUGACAAACAUUUCACGAUAUAUAUCUCAGUGAUCUUCGAGGAGGCCUGGACCACUGCAGCUGGUCAUGCCUGUAUGAAAGAUGGGAAAGAAAAGUAAUACCAACAGAAACAGUACAGAUAAAAGCGUCCUGGUGGAUGAAUCAUCAAAUGACGUAGAAAAUAAUGACUAUGGAAGUGAAGAAGAUGAUUUCAAACCUCGAAGGACUUUGCGGUCUAAAAGGUCGCAAAACGGGACUUGUUCCAAAAACCUGUCAUUUGAAGACAAAAUAAGGAAGACAUCCGCCGUUGCAGAGAGAGACAAUUCUAGUGAUGUUGUUGCUGCAUCAUGCAAGACACGAUCCAAAACUAAAGUAAAGGAAGGCAACACAGUUCAGACAGAAAGGCCAAGAAUUAGAGUGAAGAGUGAUUCUGAACUGGUUGAUGAGGAUAAAAUAACCCCACGCAAAUCUUCAAUGCAUUCUUCAGGCCCUUCUUCAAAUUUUUGUCCUAUCUGUCAAGUUCCUCUGAACAUUCUUAAAAUAUCUGCGGCAACACACACAGCUACUUGCAGUGUUUCGCGUGAAAGCAAAGAGUGUCCUGAUGGAAACCUCUGUCUGAAUUCCAAUAUGUUCCAUUAUAGAGAUUUUAAUCAUGAUAAACUAGCUGCUUUUCGAGUAUCUGAAGAAUACAUUGAGCCAGAUGUAAUUUUUACACCACAGAAGGCUAAGCCAAAGAACUCAACUCCAUUGAGAAACUCAUCUGGGAAAAAACGACUUGCAAAGUCACCAAUAGCAUCACAAGCUACCAAGAGGAAGGCAUCAGAGACACCCAAAACAAGUUCAUCUGACGAAAAAAAUGAACAGUUGCUGAAUCAGAAUACUAAUUGCAACAUGGAGCACAAAGUUGCUAGUGUUCCUAAAGAGCAGGAAAGUAUUUCUCCUAAUUCCGACAAUAAAGAACCAGAUGAAGCCGAGCAGCAAAACUCACAGGAUUCAGAAUUAGUGCAGCCUUCCUUGUGGUGCAGUGAUCUAGUUUUAAGUCCAGAUCCAGACAAAGCAGGGGAAUUCAGCCAUGAGCAUUGUGCUGUUGUUGGCAACUCAUCCUUGAGGAUUAAAGAUGAACCUGAAUCACAGAAUAGUCUUGAUGAAAAUGCUAAAGUCUCCUCUGCCACAAAUGCAAAUGUUGUUAUCCAUUAUGAUACAUCAAAGGAAAGUGACCAAAACCUUGUCAGUAACCAGAUGGCAUGCUCAGAGAGUUGUACGCCGGUUCAUGAACCCAGUGAAGUGUUACAAGCAAAUUGUUCUCUCAUUAUCAAAGCUAUUGGUGUGGACAAAAGAAAGGCCAUGGCCCAAAACCCUCUCUCAGUCACACUAGCAGUCAACAGUAGUGGGUGGGAGGCUAUUCAAAUCAAAGGAAGAUCAAGUACCACAGUUCAGAAAAUUGAAGUAUCACUAUGUGAAUGUAGCCACUUAAUGAGCAUUGAAUGCUGUGUGAAUAAUAGUCAAAUUUCAAGAGACUCAGAUUUGGACCCAAAUAAAAAGCAAGAAGAAAAGUUUUUUGCUACAAUGGGAGACAUGGGCUUGAAGCGCCAACUACCAGAGCAGGCCCUCACAACAGAUUCAUUUGAAAGAAAAAGUUUACUGUUGCAAAAUUGUAACCAAAUUACCAUAACUUCAUCUGAAGAAAACAUUAAUGAGAUGAACUCAAUGAAAGACACAGCCAGUGGAGAUUUUAGUGCUUCUACAUCAAGCAGAGGUAGUUGUGAACAGCCAGGCAAAGUAGUCAACGCUUUUACGCUGCUGAAGUCUGCCUGUUCCAAGAGAUCUGAUUCCUCUGGAAGCUCAACCCGGUCCGCACCCACACCAGUGCCAAUGGUUGUUUCUAAGGCCUCACGCUCAUCAUGGACUCUGGUUCCUGACAAUACAAAUUACAAUGCAGCCAACAAAAAAGUGCCGGGGUACAAGAAAAUACCAGAUACACCUUUUGUGGUAGAUGCAUUCAAUUACGGAGUGAUUGCUGGUGUAAAAGUUUACUUUUUGAGCCAUUUUCAUUCUGACCACUUUAUGGGUCUCAAAAAAAAUUUUAACCUUCCAAUAUUCUGCAGUCAAAUAACUGCAAAUUUAGUUAAUCUCCAGCUCAAAGUUGACAAAAAGUACCUAAAUAUUCUUAAAAUUGGAGAACCCCGUGUCGUUUGUGGUGUUGAAGUUGAAGUGUACGAUGCCAAUCACUGUCCUGGUGCAGUCAUGUUUUUAUUUCGUCUGUUGGACGGAAGAGUAUUUCUACAUGUUGGUGACUUUAGAGCACACCCUCGUAUGGAGGAAAACGCACAUCUCAGACGAGUGGAUAAGUUAUACCUGGAUACUACGUACUGUGACCCAUCAUAUGAUUUUCCAUAUCAAGAAGAUGUUGUGGAGAAGGUCAUAGAAACAGUAAGAAGCCAUCUUUCCAAAAAUAAAGCAACUCUUAUUGUUUGUGGGACUUAUACAAUUGGCAAAGAAAAGGUGUUCAUAGGCAUAGCUGAAGCUCUGAAUUGCAAAAUUUGGUGCUCCGGGGAAAAGAGAAAAAUUUAUAAUUGUUUGGAAGACAAGGUACUUUUAGAUAGACUCACCACUGAACCGCUUGCUGCUCAGGUUCAUGUUUUAGCAAUGAGGGAUAUUACUAUGGAGGCACUGCACCAAUAUUACAGUAAAUAUUGUAAUAAAUUUUCACAUAUUGUAGGAUUUAGGCCUACAGGCUGGACAACAUCUAAAAGCAUAAAUGGAAAACCAAGUGAUUUCCAGAAAAGCUCUCAAGGCAAAGUUACAAUUUAUGGUGUACCUUAUAGCGAGCACAGUAGUUUCUCAGAGCUUCGGCGGUUUGUGAGAUUUGUAAGGCCUUAUGAUAUUCAGGUUACUGUAAACGUGAGUAAGAGUGCAGAGUACAAGAAACUUUUUUCUAAGUGGUUAUCUAGUGAUAAUGAUAACAAUGGCCAAGCCAAAGUAUUACAGUAUUUCACCAAUGCAACAAAAAAGUGAUUCUAGUAAUAAGUUUUAACUGUCAGCCUUGCAAACAUUAUUCUGUAUUGUAGGCUUCUUAAUUGUAUUAUUGUUAUAGAUCUUCAGCACCCUUCAUCUCAUGAAGGUAUGAGGCUGUAGCUCAAUGUAACUUUACUAUGUCUCACUUCUUCAUUACUUCAUUACUGUUAAAGAUCUUCAGCACCCUUCAUCUCAUGAAGGUAUGAGGCUUUAGCUCAAUGUAAUUAUACUGUGUCUCAGUCAGUAUGCUUUGGUGUUCAAGUGUACAAAUGUGCCUCACAUGCCAUGUUUGUGCACUUUCAACACUGCAGUGUCUUUGCUACUAAAGGUAUUUACAAACAUGACCUGUAUUUUCUCAAAACUAAUGCGAUUUUAAGACUGAUAUAUAUGGUUUGUUUGUGUCAUACAUAUUUUAUACUCGUUUAUUUGAUACAUUUUGUUUAUUUUGAUGAGACAUUUGUAAUUUGUGGGACAUUAUUUUACUUUUAUAUCUUUUACAACAUGAUAAAGCUUCAUGAUUCCCUUGAAAGCGCUGACCAAAUACUGACCAAUAAGCAUCAUGUACCAAAGUCACACUGCUAUUGGUUCUGUGCAAUCUGUGCUACAGAUGAAGCCUUUGUUGGUUAUUCCCUCUGAAAUUGUGUUUCUUUUCUAUGUAAUUUUUUUUUUGUUUUUAAAUAAAGAAAACAAAAGAGA
Messenger RNA from Thrips palmi, 3757 nucleotides. Its product is annotated as DNA cross-link repair 1A protein-like. The transcript has 12 exons. Lineage: Eukaryota; Metazoa; Arthropoda; Insecta; Thysanoptera; Thripidae. Gene Ontology annotation, biological process: protection from non-homologous end joining at telomere; double-strand break repair via nonhomologous end joining; interstrand cross-link repair. Bases 149 to 3061 code for a protein of 970 amino acids. Gene Ontology annotation, molecular function: 5'-3' DNA exonuclease activity; damaged DNA binding. The record is from RefSeq and is a predicted model, not a curated record.